Messenger RNA from Drosophila bipectinata, 661 nucleotides. RefSeq names its product Wake-up-call (gene wuc). Gene Ontology annotation, biological process: regulation of DNA-templated transcription. Lineage: Eukaryota; Metazoa; Arthropoda; Insecta; Diptera; Drosophilidae. Gene Ontology annotation, cellular component: DRM complex. The record is from RefSeq and is a predicted model, not a curated record.
GAACGAGGUCAAUUGUGAAUCUUGAAACUGUCAGGGCACACCUUGAAUGCAGCCCUGCCCCGGUGAAUGACAACUAAAAAGGCAAGACAGGCAACAAUUUCCAAAAGUUUGAGGUUCUUGAAAAUAAUGGCAAAAAAAGCAAAAACCAUUAAGGAGGAGUACGAAUCCCAGGAGCUACUGUCGCUGGAUGAACCCAUCAUAUAUCCCCCGGAAUUUACGGUGAAGAUGGACAACACGGCUAGCUCCAACGAGGAAAGCGGUGAGGAGACCGCAAAAGAUGGUCAUCAGGAUCGCAAGAACUGGGACUCCUUCGACCCCGAAAUGGAUGAGAAGGCUGAGAGGGAGAUGGAGGAGGCAGAUGUUCGGAACAAAGACACCGAGGAGGACCUGCGCCAGAUGAAUGAGCUGAGUCUCCUCUCGACUGCCGCCAUGAUAGCCUACAUCCAGGGCCUGGAGUCACAGCUCUUCGAGUUGGGUCAGCGCGAGGCCCGUGAGCUCACCCGGAGCAAACACCUGCGCAUCUUCGGCGCCCCUCGCCGUCGCUCCAACAAGUGAAAAAAUGUAACCUAAGUGCCAAAUCAGCUUAUGCCGCUGCUGCUGCUCCUGCUGCCUUUGCUGACUUUGAUGGCAUCUGAUAUCGAAUAAAGGUUCGUCAAUGAAA